UUUUGAACGAAGAGUGACUUUUACUCUUACUAAAUGUGCUUUGUUAAUAAUUUAAUCUUUACGUCUAUCGUCUCAUAUAAUAUUGCAUGUCCGUACACACAUGCAGUGAACUCGGGGAUCUACAAUUAUACUAUAAUUUAAGAAGAUCGAUCCUAUUGUUGUUUUAUGUGUAUUAUCUUUGGGUGGUUUCAAUGAGAUUGCAUGUAUGUGAACACGUAGAAGUAUACGAAUACGUAGCCUUGUGCGUACACAUGUAUAUGGAUAUGUAAGUACAGGUGUAUGUAAAAAUGAGAGAGAGAAUAUGGUCAAUGGUAAGAGAUGAUUUGCGGAGUGUGGGAAUGCUGGGCUUUGGGGAGUCAUUAAUCCCAUUAAACGAGGGACGUGAGUUCCAAUAAUCCAAGUGGGUAAUUUAGAGAGAGAGAGAGAGGUGAUUUUAAUUUUUCUUUUUUGCUUUUUAGAGAGAGAGAGAUUUAGGGUUUGGACUUUUUCUAGUUGGAAGCGUAGAUUUGUCUUAUUUACGACACUCGUGUCCCUAUUUAUUGCAAUAUCAUAUACAGAUCUGCCAAACAGAUUUUUUAUUUUGAACUAUAAAGAUGUGUAAUAUUUGUAUUAAUCUUAGUCACUUUGUGUGCCAACAUUAUUUUAAAGUCCGUUCAAUGUAUUAUUUUAUUUAUAAUAUGUGGUGGUGAAUAAUACUUAAUAAAAUUCUACUAUAUUUCUAUAUAUAUACUUGCGUCUUUUAUCGAAUGGUUGAUAAUUAAUUUACAUCAAUCCCUCCUUGAUGAGAUCAUAAAAAGAUUAAAAAAACAUUUAAAGCGAGCCAUGUAACAGGUUUAACUUUAAAAAACCUGUUUAGCUUCCUAAAAAUUAUCUUUAAGACAAACACAAAUCUUCUUCUCCUUUAUUUAAAACUUCAAAUACGAGAGAGAGAGAGAUAUAUAUAGAGUUUUUAGAGAGAGAAAGUAAGGCAGCGAUUUUGUUUGCAGCCAUUCUUAGAGAAAGCAGAACUAGAUCUCUUCCUCUCCUCAAUCCUUGACAAGUAAUCUCUCUUCAAGAUUUCUUCACCAAAUUUGCGACUCUUAAAUCUUUUGAUACGUUACUAAUUUAUGUUUGUUUCUUCUCAAUUCCUAUCAUUGCAGAUCAAAUAUACCUCACUGAUUUAAGCUUUGAUUCCAAAAAAAAAAGGGAAAUGAAUUCUAACAACUGGCUUGCUUUUCCUCUAUCACCAACUCACUCUUCUUUGCCUCCUCACAUUCACUCUUCACAAACUUCUCAUUUCAAUCUAGGUUUGGUCAACGACAAUAUCGACAACCCUUUUCAAAACCAAGAAUGGAAUAUGAUCAAUCCACACGGUGGAGGCGGCGAAGGUGGAGAGGUUCCAAAAGUGGCUGAUUUCUUAGGAGUGAGCAAAUCGGGGGAUCAUCAUCCCGACCACAACCUCGUACCUUACAACGACAUUCAUCAAACCAACGACUCAGACUACUACUUCCAAACCAAUAGCUUGUUACCUACAGUCGUCACUUGUGCCUCUAAUGCUCCUAAUAACUAUGAGCUUCAAGAGAGUGCUCACAAUUUGCAAUCUCUCACUCUUUCUAUGGGAAGUACUGGAGCUGCCGCUGCCGAAGCUGACACCGUGAAAGCCUCGCCGGCUGAGACUAGCGCCGAUAAUAGUAGUAGCACUACCAACACAAGUGGAGGAGCCAUCGUUGAGGCUACACCGAGACGGACUUUGGAAACUUUUGGACAACGAACCUCUAUCUAUCGUGGAGUUACAAGACAUAGAUGGACCGGUAGAUAUGAAGCUCAUCUUUGGGAUAAUAGCUGUAGAAGAGAAGGACAAUCAAGGAAAGGAAGACAAGUCUACUUAGGUGGGUAUGACAAAGAAGAGAAAGCAGCCAGAGCAUAUGAUCUAGCUGCACUUAAAUAUUGGGGUCCCUCUACUACUACCAACUUUCCGAUAACUAAUUACGAGAAGGAAGUAGAGGAGAUGAAAAACAUGACGAGACAAGAGUUUGUGGCUUCUAUAAGAAGGAAAAGUAGCGGAUUCUCGCGUGGUGCAUCGAUGUAUCGUGGAGUAACAAGGCAUCAUCAACAUGGAAGAUGGCAAGCAAGGAUUGGCCGAGUUGCUGGAAACAAAGAUCUAUACUUGGGAACAUUCAGCACGGAGGAAGAAGCAGCAGAAGCUUAUGAUAUAGCUGCGAUAAAGUUUCGAGGUCUAAACGCGGUUACAAACUUUGAGAUAAACCGUUACGACGUGAAAGCUAUCCUAGAGAGCAACACACUUCCUAUAGGAGGUGGUGCGGCUAAACGGCUCAAAGAAGCUCAAGCUCUAGAAUCAUCGAGAAAACGCGAGGAAAUGAUAGCCCUCGGAUCAAAUUUCCAUCAGUAUGGUGCAGCGAGCGGCUCGAGCUCUGUUGCUUCCAGCUCUAGGCUUCAGCUUCAACCUUACCCACUAAGCAUUCAACAACCUUUUGAGCAUCUUCAUCAUCAUCAGCCUUUACUUACUCUACAGAACAACAACGAUAUCUCUCAGUAUCAUGAUUCCUAUAGUUACAUUCAGACGCAGCUUCAUCUUCACCAACAACAAACCAACAAUUACUUGCAGUCUUCUAGUCACAGCACACAGCUCUACAAUGCUUAUCUUCAGAGCAACCCUGGUUUGCUUCAUGGCUUUAUCUCUGAUAACAACAACACUUCAGGGUUUCUUGGAAACAAUGGGAUUGGUAUUGGCUCAACCUCGACCGUUGGAUCAUCGGCUGAGGAAGAGUUUCCGGCUGUGAAAGUAGAUUACGAUAUGCCUCCUUCCGGUGGAGCUACAGGGUACGGAGGAUGGAAUACCGGAGAGUCUGUUCAAGGAAUGAAUCCAGGAGGUGUUUUCACGAUGUGGAAUGAAUAAAAGAUGAUAUUUCUGUGUUUCUUGCGAGGCAAGGUAGGGUAUGGAAUAAUUAGCUACUUUAAUUUCCAUAAGUAAUAGGAUCGGCUAGAGUCUUCUUGCUUAGUAGAGGAUUAAUGUUUUAUUUUUUACUUUUGACGGCGAAGGUGAUAAACCUGUAAACGGCGGUUAACAGAGUCCUCGAGGGUUAGUGUUUUUAUGGGUACUAUAGUAAGAUUAGAAAGUACCCAAAUUUUGUUUAAAAGCUAACCCUUCUGACUAAUUUCUCAAACUUGUAUUCUUAAUUUAUAAUUGAAGAUUUAUUGUUCCUAUA
Messenger RNA from Arabidopsis lyrata subsp. lyrata, 3206 nucleotides. Its product is annotated as AP2-like ethylene-responsive transcription factor PLT2. Gene Ontology annotation, molecular function: DNA binding; DNA-binding transcription factor activity. NCBI's taxonomy places the organism in Eukaryota, Viridiplantae, Streptophyta, Magnoliopsida, Brassicales, Brassicaceae. Gene Ontology annotation, biological process: regulation of DNA-templated transcription. The coding region runs from base 1190 to 2896 and encodes 568 amino acids. The transcript is spliced from 8 exons. The record is from RefSeq and is a predicted model, not a curated record.